Molecule: messenger RNA, 930 nt
Organism: Kockovaella imperatae
Lineage: Eukaryota; Fungi; Basidiomycota; Tremellomycetes; Tremellales; Cuniculitremaceae
Product: NADP-dependent oxidoreductase domain-containing protein
Exons: 5
Coding region: 1-930 (309 amino acids)
Cellular component (GO): cytosol
Molecular function (GO): aldose reductase (NADPH) activity
Source: RefSeq, a predicted model, not a curated record
AUGGUUAGGACAAUCAAGCUCAAUGACGGAAAAGAGAUCCCGAGCGUCGCUUGGGGCACAGCUUCAGGUGGAAUGUUUGGACCCAAUCCGAUUGUGGUCGACCGAGGCGCAUAUGCUUUGAAACAGGGCAUACCGCAUCUUGAUACUGCUCAAGUGUAUCGUAACGAGGUUCAAACCGGAGAAGCGUUUAAAAAAUCUGGUUUGAAGCGAGAGGACGUGUUCAUCACCAGCAAGAUCGGAAUGGAUCAACGGAUGAAGACUACCCACGAGCAUGUCAAGAAACAAGUUCAAGAUGCUGUCGAAAGACUCGGCUUGAUUCCAGAUGCUUACCUGAUUCACAAUCCGUUCAUCCCCGAAGAGGGCAAGAUUGUCAAAUUCUGGUCCAUCCUGGAGUCAUUGGUCGAAGAUGGCACGCUGAAGGGUUGCUCAUUGGGUGUCUCCAAUUUCCGAGAGGUUGACCUGGAAGAGCUCCUCAAACACUGCAAGAUCAAACCAACCAUGAAUCAGAUCGAGAUGCAUCCUUACGUCAUGUCGCAUCUCGAUGCCGUGUUCGCGAUCCACAAGGAACACAAUAUCAUCUCGGCAGCUUAUAGCCCACAAGCACCUCUCAAUCUCCAUCCGACGGGUGGACCCCUCAAGCCAGUCUUGGAGAAAAUCGCCGCCAAAUACUCGAAAGAGACUGGUAAAGAGAUUGACCCACAUACUGUUCUCUUACUCUGGAUCCGGGGAAAGAACGCCAUCGCAGUCACCUCGACAGCGACACCAGAAAGGAUUGACAAGCUGGCCGCCUUGGACAAGUUGCCAGAUCUCUUUAAAGAGGAUGUAGAUGAGAUUGAAAGAGUCGGAAGGACAAUCUACUGGCGUGCCAACAAGAGUCAUAUGACAAAGGACCGCCCUGUGCCCGACCUUCCCGAUGGAACCUCAAGCUGA